AAACGGGAGAAAGGGCCUGAAAUUCUUCAGAGGCGGUGAUUUCCCGGUUAGUUGCUUUCAGUUUCCUGUGCUACAGUUCAUCCAGCCUGGAUCCUUCGUUCCUAUUACUUCCUGGAAGAUUUUGAGAAAGGUUCUUUAGGGUGAAGUGUUUGUUAAUUGCAAGUUUAACAUCAGUGCUCAUGGGGAAAGUUCGGUGACGAAUUCAUAUUUGUUCCGUUUUUUUUCGAUUGAAACUCGGCCAACUCGGCCUCUGUCCAAUCAUAUCGAAACUAAAAGUUUAAAAACAAGGAAGAAAAGAAAAGUGGGAGAGCCAACGUUUUCCGUGCUCAUUUUCAACGAGAAGAUGCACAGAGGUACAGCGGAGGAGCUACCGAUAACCUUUGCUCACUGUUUGUCAAUGGCACAAGCUAACAGCCGCUGCUAACUAUCCCAGACUGGACAGUGGAUCGAGAGCCAACAGCCGGACUCGCUACCCGCAGAUCUCUUGGUUCCGGCUUCAGCUGAGAUGUUCGGUGUCGAGAUCCCUGAAUCAUUUGCAGCGAUUGUCAGCGUGUCGGAUUUUGAAAGGUGACUUUUCCUGUGUCAGUUUGGAGUUGGGCUGGUUGGAUCUCCAUAUUUUGCUUGGAACAGAGCAGGUGAACUGAAUUCUGGUAAUGGACCAUGCAGAAAGACUCCUUUAUUUCUCCUUAUACAUAUGCCUUUCCUUCUCACAAAGCUUUGUGACAUUAGAUUGUAAGCAUUCAGUGAUGGGAACAUUUGCUGAUGACACUAAACUACCAUGCACAUUCAAAUCAACAAAAGUGAAAACAUUUAGUUCCAUUGAACUGAGUAAAUUUGAAAAAGAUGGAAAUCAAAUAUACGUGUUUAAGUCACAGGCUGGUGUCAAAGGACCUCAAAAUCGAAUUAAAUUACUUCAUCCAGAUUCACAAGAUGUAUCACUGGUAAUCCAGAAAACACAACUGAUAGAUCAGGGGACUUAUCGAUAUUUCUUGGAAACAAGUUCUGGUUACGACUACCAAGACAUCACACUGAAGGUUAUAGCUCCAUAUAGUUUGCCAAAAGUGAUUUUAUCCCCAAAUGUCACAAGAAGAAUGAGAACAACAAACCUCAUUUGUGAAACGACUGGAUAUCCACUGGCUCAGAUUCACUGGUUUGUCUAUGAAAGAAAGAACCUUACCUCUGAAGCUAAAACUUUCAGUGUGGAGACCCCACAGGGGCUGUUCAAAAUCACCAGCACGCUUCCAAUCAGAGUUGCAGAAAGUGCCUUGGAAGGCAAUUAUACUUGCGCUGUGUGGAAUAUGGAAGAGCAAGUAUAUAAGGUUAAGAAACAUUUUCCAAUUCCAUUCUUGGAUGAACCUAAUACUCAUCGCCAAAGUGAAAGGAGAAAGAAUAAGGUGCUCAUAGCUGUGUUUGUCAUUGUUGGGGCACUUGGACUUGGAAUAAUCAUCUUGACGAUUUUUCGAUUCAGGAGAAAUUUCUAUUUGGCAAUUAGAAGAGAAUCUUGGAUGCCAAUGAUGCCAAGAGGCCAGAAGGCUGACGCUUAAUAGUGAUUGCCAUAAAUAAUUCUUAUUUCUACUUGUGACAAAUGUAUUGGACUACUUUAGGACCAUUUUUGUGAUAUGAUGCUUCAAAACUACAGCCCAGCCAUGUCCUUUUGUAUCAUAUGAACAUUGGACAGUGAAUUUACAUCCUACAAAUUAUGUCAAGCACUGUCACUUUACUUUCCAGUGACUACGUGGAAUCUCCAGCUAUUUUUAGUGACUGUUUAAGAUUCUGCCUCUGUUGUUGUGCUGAACUCUUCAGUGUUUGUUUUGUCUAUAAAGAACCAAUGCUACAUAUUGGCUGUAUACAACACCAUUUAUCAAUCACUGGAUCCAUAAAACAGAAGAACACCACAAAAGGAGAGACUAGGACCCGAGGGCAGAGCCUCAGAGUAAAGGGAGGACCUUUUAGAACAGAGAUGAGGAGAAACUUCUUUAGCCAGAAAGUGGUGAAUCUAUGAAAUUCAUUGCCACAGAAGGCUGUG
Molecule: messenger RNA, 2026 nt
Organism: Carcharodon carcharias (great white shark)
Lineage: Eukaryota; Metazoa; Chordata; Chondrichthyes; Lamniformes; Lamnidae
Product: CD276 antigen-like
Exons: 7
Coding region: 654-1544 (296 amino acids)
Biological process (GO): positive regulation of T cell proliferation; cellular response to lipopolysaccharide; cell surface receptor signaling pathway
Cellular component (GO): external side of plasma membrane
Source: RefSeq, a predicted model, not a curated record